Notodromas monacha is the source of this 447-nucleotide messenger RNA. The record is from the annotation of a GenBank genome assembly. Lineage: Eukaryota; Metazoa; Arthropoda; Ostracoda; Podocopida; Cyprididae.
AUGUUUUUAGUGAUUGAGGGUAUCGAGGGCGCAGGAAAGACCACAGCGAGCAACUUCAUACGCAAAGAAUUAGAAGAGUCAGGCAUAGAAGUAAUCCACUCAAGAGAGCCGGGAGGAACUGGAUUAGGGGAAGAAAUCCGCAGACUUCUAUUAAACCCAAAUACCACGAUGAAGGAGGAAGCCACACUACUCCUUUAUAUGGCAGCACGUGCACACAACCUGACUGAAAAAAUCGAACCUGCCCUAGAAGAAGGCAAGGUCGUAUUGUGUGAUCGCUACUUUGAUAGCACAGUUGCAUACCAAGGGAUUGGUCAAGGCAUGGGAGAGAAAUUCUGUCGCGAUCUGCAUGAGACGGUAUUUGGUAAUCGACGCAACAACGGAAACCCUGACUAUGUCAUAAUCCUGUUAGUCUCUCCUAAAGUAUCUCGUGAACGGGUUGCGUCCCGU